Molecule: messenger RNA, 1212 nt
Organism: Cyclocybe aegerita
Lineage: Eukaryota; Fungi; Basidiomycota; Agaricomycetes; Agaricales; Hemipholiotaceae
Source: the annotation of a GenBank genome assembly
AUGCCAGUAACCUUCAAGGUCGCCUCGCACGCCGCCAAACCCGUCGAGCGGUACAAGGCUCUCGAAAACGCAGAGCAAAUUGUGGCAUCGACCUGGGGCACGCAGUACCGCACGCAGAGGGUCCAGGAGGUGUUGCAGUCAUCUGUGCACAAAGAUGCGGUCCCGUCGAUGCAUAUGCUGGUGAACGAGAACGGGUUCGUCAAUACGGUGGUUUCGGCAUAUAAUGCCCAUCACAAUCUGGUAAUUCGGCCCGACGAUGUAUGGAUCGCGAUCUUGUCGCAGUUCAACCUCUAUGUGAAUGCUCAUGCGGAAGAACUGCGAUCGUUGUUCGUCGCGCACGAAGGCAAGAAAAAGCUCGUUGUUCGGGCCAUUGGAACCCGCUACACCGUAAACUUCGGCGCACUGGCGAACCAGAUGACGAAUGAGAUACACAAUAACGUCGUCGAUAAAGGUCUGAAAGACUGGAUCCUCCCAGACUUCAGCACAACCUCGCACAACGACACUGUAAUUUGCGCUGUGCUGAUGAUGGCAACCCUAAAAGCAUACUUUAGUUAUAGGAUGCAGCUCUGUUGUGGAAUUCCCUCCGUCACCCUUGAAGGAACCAAAUCAGACUGGGAGAAGCUUCUCGCCCGGAUCGAUAAACUGACAACUUUUGGCGCCGAGCCCACCGCAUGGGUUGCCCUCCUUCGGCCCAUCCUCAGGCGGUUCGUGGACGCCUUCGACGGCCACCCCGACGUCGACUUCUGGGGCCGCGUGUGCCACUAUCACUCACAGGGCUCGGGCACAAAGUAUCUAUCCGGGUGGAUCACAGCGUUCUGCGUGUGGGACUCAAAAGGGAAGUGGCAGGGCCCCUCCAUUGACUCAGGAAUGGAGAAGCCUCUCAGACUUAGUUCCAGAAAGAAUAUCCCUGUCCUCGAACUGGAUGGCGUUCAGUACCGGCCCAUCAACUCAUCGCACGUUCCCCCGGCGUACUGCGAGGUCGACGUCGAGCUCGAUGAUAAUGGAGACAUGUUCGACUGUGUGAUGGUAUCGGGGCAUGUGGCAGCUCUGAUUGAGGGGGAGAAGAAGGACACGCUCCGGCCACGCCCAGAGUGGUUUAUAUUCAUUAAGGAGGAGUGCGAGGAUCCUACGGCUGAGAUGAGGCGGAAAUUGGAAGCGAUACGGGCCGCCAAACGUGGCGCAGCAUCGUCAGAGUAUCGGAUGGGAGCGUGA